This is a messenger RNA of Solenopsis invicta (red fire ant), 1564 nucleotides long. RefSeq names its product solute carrier family 17 member 9 (gene MFS18). NCBI's taxonomy places the organism in Eukaryota, Metazoa, Arthropoda, Insecta, Hymenoptera, Formicidae. Gene Ontology annotation, biological process: transmembrane transport. The record is from RefSeq and is a predicted model, not a curated record. Gene Ontology annotation, molecular function: transmembrane transporter activity. The coding region runs from base 260 to 1534 and encodes 424 amino acids. The transcript is spliced from 8 exons.
AUCACAGACGUAAUACGUCUAUCUCGAUCGAACGUAAACUGUGACAGCGCUCUCGUAAGCCGCGUCGGAAGCUCCCGAAUGAAAAUGAAGACACGCGGAGGUUAAUGUUGACGUGUACGGAUUUUGACAGAUCGGUCGCAUGUCAACAAAACUAAACAUGCACGUGAAAAUCAUGGCGUGCUCCGGCGGAACGAGAGCCGAUGCUCUAAGAGCUCUAACGUAGAAAUCAAAGUCAACGAGCUAAGCGAGUCCAUGAACGAUGCAGCUACAAAUAUCAUUGGAUACUUCGUGUGAUGACAGGACCACUUCCUGGUCGAGGAGGGAAAGACAGAAAUGGUUUCUGUCAUUGCUGUGUGGCACUUGCCUGAUAUAUGCCACGCGCACGUCUGUCCCCUUAUUGAUACCUAUUGUCAGUCAGGAAAAGAAUUGGUCAAAAUCCGAUUCAGGCAUAAUAUUAUCAAGCUUCUUCUGGGGAUACACAUUGACGCAAGUAGCCAGUGGCUAUAUUAGCGACAAGAUUGGUGGGCAGAGAGUACUGUGGAUAUCUGCCCUCGGUUGGUCAAUGACAACCUUCUUCAUGCCAGAAAUCAUAGAUUUUUUUUCUGGGGACGGAACUUCUGUAUUGCUCGUUGCAGUGGUGAGAAUGAUAAACGGAGCGUUCCAAGGAAUGCAUUUUCCUAGCAUGAUUAGCUUGAUCAGUCAACGCUUGCACGAGGCGGAAAGAGCCUCUUUCUUUAGCUUAUUAACGUCGGGAUCUGCUCUGGGCACUCUACUCACUGGGUCUUUAGGCUCGUACCUUCUGGAGAAUUAUAACUGGAUGAUUGUUUUUCGAGUGUUAGGGGGCAUGAGUUUGGCAUGGACAGCUUUAUUAAGCUAUCACUCGCUGCCUUUUAAGGAAAAAGCAGCUUCUACCAAGUCGACUACUGGCUAUACUUUGCCUUGGUCCAAAUUAUUGUCACAGCCUCCUUUCUGGUCCUGUGUUAUUGGACAUGCUUGCCAAAAUAAUUGUUUCUUUGUAUUACUUUCGUGGAUGCCUACAUAUUUCCAUGACACGUUUCCUGAAGUUAAGGGUUGGGUUGUAAAUAUGGUGCCAUGGCUAUCGAUGCUACCUUGUACAUUCUUGGGGAAAGCUUUGUCAGAAGAAAUCAUUAAAGCCGGCUAUUCUGUGACUGUGACACGCAAAACAAUUCAGACAAUUUGUUUUGUCAUCGAAAUUGGAAGUUUGUUAUUCUUAGUGAAAGUGGACAGUUUUCAAAAUGCAGUAUUUUGUCUCGCAUUAAUUAUCGGUGGCUCAGGCUUCCACAAUAAUGCUAUCGCUGUAAAUCCCUCGGAUCUUGCACCAAAGCACUCUGGCAGCGUAUUUGGUUUGAUGAAUACUGUUGGUGCGAUACCUGGUUUUCUCGGUGUAUAUUUUUCCGGGCACAUUUUACAUGUGACACACAGCUGGCCUGCCGUUUUUCUAUUUAUAGCUGUUAUUGACGCAUUAGGCUGUAUAAUGUUUUUAUUGUUUGGCUCGGGCCAAGCGAUUAUAUAAAUUGUAAAAUAAAUUUCUAUGAAAUAUUAA